Aureobasidium vineae is the source of this 1020-nucleotide messenger RNA. Lineage: Eukaryota; Fungi; Ascomycota; Dothideomycetes; Dothideales; Saccotheciaceae. The record is from the annotation of a GenBank genome assembly.
AUGAUAGACGCCUCGACUCGACUACGCAGGGCGAUACUCUUAUCCGAUGCUUUGCUGGUCAAACGCAUCAUCCGCUCCAACCCUGGCAUCUUACAGAACCCCGACUUCAAGGACAAGAGCAGCACGAGUCUACAUCUUGCGGCGCAAGCUGGUUUCGAGGAGAUUGUGGUGAGGACUAUACCCGGCGCAUCCAACGGCGCUCCAACGUCACGAAAGAGCACAGAGACCAACACUCUUUACUGUAGGCANCUUCUUGUCGACGCUGGACAUGACGACAUCGAGAUAUCGCGCAAUUCCGACUGGGACACUCCNUUGAUGCUGGCUGCGCGACACGGCAAUGUUGACGUCGGCAUUCUGCUCGCCAAUCGCUUUCCGCGUUGCAUUCCCAUCACCAACAAGUCAGGCCUGGACGCCGUAUGUUAUAUGCACCCUCUCUGCUACAUAUACAUGCUGACUCUAUGCUUCUCANNGCUCGCCCUGGCGUGCCUCAAUCCUGCGUCUACCCCCUUAGUAUCCUUGCUAUUAUCCCACCCAGAAUACCCCGCUUCCGCCGACGGUCGCGACAACCACGGCGAUACACCUCUCCACCACGCAUCCGCAUCAGGCUCCCUCAAAGCCCUUCGUAUCCUCCUUUCUGCAGGCGCGGACCCGACAGCCAAGAAUGCAUAUGACUGGACACCCCUCGCAUACAGCCAAACAGUAGCCGCAGAGGUCUACUUCAAGAACCUAGUCGCCGAGCUCGAACGUAGGAAAGUCGAGGGAAUACGUGGCGAGCAAGAGAGGAGGGAAGAAGCUAUAAAGCGCAAAUAUGCCGGCGUGCGCCUUGUCACUGAAGACAACGAGCCUUCCUCGCGGCUCAGUGACGACAUGACGAGAUCUGAGAGCAGUAACUCUAUUUCUAGUCCUGUCGACCAGAGGAACGCAUUCACACCAACAUCUUUCACGCCAACUGUUGCGAAGAGCAAUCCUUGGGUUAGUGGUGGCUUUGAGACUAGAGCACGAGCGUGGAGCGGAGAAUAA